Argiope bruennichi is the source of this 3263-nucleotide messenger RNA. RefSeq names its product pyridoxal-dependent decarboxylase domain-containing protein 1-like. Gene Ontology annotation, biological process: carboxylic acid metabolic process. Gene Ontology annotation, cellular component: intracellular membrane-bounded organelle. The record is from RefSeq and is a predicted model, not a curated record. The transcript is spliced from 22 exons. Gene Ontology annotation, molecular function: pyridoxal phosphate binding; carbon-carbon lyase activity. NCBI's taxonomy places the organism in Eukaryota, Metazoa, Arthropoda, Arachnida, Araneae, Araneidae. Bases 90 to 2363 code for a protein of 757 amino acids.
GACGUGUAUACGUUUAUUUUAGGUGGUGUGUCAUCUUCAUAUGUUCAUUAUAUAGGCUAACUUUUUUUAUUAAGUAAAAUAAUAUCAACAUGGCGGAAAUAAAUAAUGAUUUAAACGAUAAAAAUCUUCCAUCUGAAGAUACUUCUCCUCGAGAUACUGGUAGCGAAGUGGAUAGCUCUUCAUUUGAAACAUUACAGAAUUUGGCUGAAGCAAGUUUGGAUCGCUUAGAAGAAUCAGUAUCAGGAUUAAAUACUGCUUCAAAGGACAAAUGCAUUCCAGGACCACUUCCCAAAGAAGGAAAGGCUUUUACUGAAAUCAAGGAAACUUUACUUGGAUUGAUUGCCAAAAGUGAAGCUGAAGAAGAGGAAGAAAUGAUAAUAUCAUAUACUAAACCUGAUAGACGUAUUCACACUGAAGUACAGAAAGCAGCUCUUUUAUCACAUACAUUUGCAGCUUAUAUCAGUACCCUGGAUAAGAAUUUAGUAUGUCGUAUAGCUAUGCAAAUAGUCUCCGAUACAAGUCUAUGGUUGAGCAAAAUUUUCAGGUUCUUUGAUUCUUUAGCAUAUUUCAGUAAAGAUAGUAAAGAAGGAUUAAUUCGUGUCAUUAGAAUGGUUCUUCACAUGAGAUACCUUAGGUACUCGGGUACUGGUUAUGAAGCUUUAUUCACACGCCCACCUGUUAUAUACUAUUGUGAUCCUGAUGCACAUAAUGUAGGAAAAUACCUGUCAUAUUUGUGUUCACAACUUGGAUUACCUUUGUCAUGCAUUCAAGCUGUCCCAAGUAUGUCAGGCUCUUCAGACAACCAGUUCAAAAUGGAUACAGCAGCUUUAGAAAAAUGCAUCAAAGAUGAUUUAUCAGCUACCAAAACACCUUUGCUAGUCAUUGCUAAUGCUGGUUCAAAUAUAGUUGGACAUGUUGACAAUCUACAAAAAAUUCAAGAAAUAUGCCUUGCUCACAAUGUUUGGCUACAUGUCAAUGGCCAUAGCUUAGCAGCAUUGAGUUUAGUUAUUGUUCCUAACUUGCCUUCCAAUCUUGGUGAUAGUAUGACUUUGUCUUUAGGUGACUGGAUUGGUCUUCCAUCUUUGCCAUAUGUUACUUUAUAUAAAGCAAAGGAGAUGGCACAUGUUCAUGCUGCUGGAUUAGGACAAGCUUCUUAUGGGCAUUUAGAUUUUCUUCCUAUAUGGUUUGCAGUUCAAACUUUGGGUUAUGACACACUCACCCAAAUGAUACGACAUUCUUUUGAACUGGCCGAUCUUUUGCUUCAAGGCAUAGAAAAAUUUCCAGAACUUAGAAUAAUUAGUAAAAGAAAACCAGCACCUAAGGAUGGUCACCAUCAUGAUGUAUCAACUAUUGGAGAGAAAAGUAUUCCAACAAUGAUACUUUUUGAAGCUUUGACUUCUGUAUUAGUUUUCCAAUAUACCUCAAAAGCCUCCAAAGAUCAAGAAUCUCCAGAAAGAAAUCCACCAUAUUAUGAUAAUUUGAAUUCAUGGCUUGUGCAGUUAAUGGCUAGACAAGUUCCCACUAUUAAAACUGAGAUAUUGGAUCUGUCAAAUUUUGGUGUAUGUUUAAGAAUCUGCCCUUUGGAAAAUGCUCAUGUUCUGGGAAGUACGAAAAAGGAUGUAGAACAUUAUUUCCUAUGCCUUCAGCAACAAAUUGAAAUUCUCAAUGCCACAGUCCAACAAAAAGAGAAGCUUUAUCAAGAUCAUAUGAAAUAUCCUAAACUUCAGCUUGUAGAAAUAGCAAACUGGGCUGGAAUGGGUGGUGUAAGAUAUAUUCCUGAGUUUUGGGCUGAUAGGUUAAAUGAAUUAACAGAUACAGGGAAGGCUGAUAUUAAUCAAUUAAAUUCUGAAUUAGUGGCAAAACUGAAAGCAUCAGAUUCUGCAUUUUCGCUUGGGGAGGCUGAUGAUGGUAUGCUAUGUGUACGGUUUGGAAUGGUUGACGCUCAUUUAGAUUUGGAUGAAUUGAUGAAUCUAGUGACUUCUGCUGGACAGGAGUUAGAAGAGUCUUCCAAGUUUUUGGAAACAAUGUCUGAAAUGAUAAGACAGGGUAUUGAAGAGGCUAACAAGGAACUAAUGCAUGAAAACGAGGAAAAAAUAAUGCAAGAAGGUGUUUUAAGACAAGUGCCAGUUUUAGGAUCAUUGGUAUCCUGGUGGUACCCAACUCCGAAAGAAACUGGUAUUAAAGGAAGAAGUUUUAAUUUAACUUCAGGUACUAUUGAAAGCACAGAAAAUAUUUAUAAAUAUCAUAUGCAAAUCAAAGAAGGAUCAAAAUCUUCAUCUACAGCAACAAAAUUUAUAUCUCGUAGUUCUAGUCAGUCUUCAAAUGCUGAACAAAAGAGCAGCCCUACACCAUCAAAUCCAUGACAAGUUCAUCCAUGGUUAAUAGGAGAAUGAUACUAUAUUUAAACUUUAUUAUGCAACAUAAUUUGUUUCGGGACGAUAUCUGGAUAUUUAAACAGCACAAUAAGGGUGUUGCACUUUAAAGUUUUAUAUUUACUUACCUCUUUUGUGGGUGAGGCCUUAACUUUUGCAUACUUCUUAGCCUUAUUGUUACAAAGGAUUUUUUUCUUGUAUCUUGACGAUACUAAGCUUCCAUUAUUUAAAAAUAUUUUACAAAUAUUUCUUUUCUAGUGUUUUUUUUCUAGUCAUAUCUUUUAAUAAAUAUGGUUAUUAUAAAGAUACUAAUUAUAAUUAUUUAGCAUGAUUUUGUUGUAUAAUUUGUGGCAUUAAUAUAUACCUGUUAGAAUAAGGUUUCUUUUUAUAUUAUAAAAUAUAAAUCAAUCUUGUUUGGUUUAAAAUCAUUAAUAUUUAGACAGUUUUAGGUUAAUAGAUGAAUAAAGUUAUUGUAACAUAUUCACUAGUCGCAAGAUAAAAUAUAUACUUGUUUUAUACUGGCAUAGUUUAAAAUAUGUUAAUUUUUGCUUUUUUUGGUGAUUAGUUUAUAACUAGAAUAAAUCGUUUUGUGGUAACUGUUUUUGAAGUCUUGUAAAAAAAAAAAAGUGCAUCUUACUGAAAGGCAGAAAUUUACAAAAAAGUUUUAUGGGCUUAAUGUUAAAACUUUUUUAUGUAUUAAUUAUUUUAAUUAAACAUCAGUUUUCAAUAAUAAAGGGAUUAUCUGUAUUUUAAAUUAUAUUGUUUUAAUUUUUUAAAUUAGCAUAUUAUAGAGGCAUAUAUGUCUGAUGUAUGCCAUGAAAUAAUAACUAUUCUUUGUACUUUUUUUAAUGUGUCAGUAAAUAAUUGCAACGAAAAAAUAUCAAAUAAUUU